AUCUUUUGCCCAACAAUACGACUCAAAGCGGAGUUUUAUAUAAAAGCUGGAUUUGAGGACUAGAUUCCUAUCAAAUUGGUUUCCGCUAAGGAACUUUAACUCUACUCUUGGCUUUAAACGGAAGAAAUCGAGAGAAUCUAUCAACAAUACAGCUAUCGAAACCACAUCGAAGCAGCAAUCCUGAUACGCACUGGAGUUUACUUUCGUAAAGGAUUAUCGAUAGAACAUUUUCGAUUCCGUUACGUGUAGUCGUGUAGCAGUGUGGACAUUAUACUCUAAAGACGGAUUUUUGACUGGCAAUGCAAUAUCAUAUCGCCUAUCACUUUAAAUUACCGAGUACAGAAUAAAGAUUAUAUAUUUAUCUUCGAGUAUUUUGAUAUAUUUAUAGUGAAUGGGACAAUACUAUGAACAAGUGAAGAAUCUGUAUACAAGUUGUUAUUGUUCCAGUGAAGAUUAAGAAUUUUGACAAUCAUUUUGACUAUAUACACUAUAUACAAGAAGUAAAAAGAGUUUAUGUGAAUUAUAUAUUACGGGAAGUGUUCCGAACAUUUGCCUCAAGACAAAGAUUGUGUUUUGUUGGGAUUUAACGAGUACUGCUGUGUUGUAUCUCAAAUCUGUCCGGAUUAAUUUCUAUCGCACGAGAGAUGAUAUAGUUUUGAAACGGAAGUUAGUGAAGGUGUAUGAUAAUUUUACUGCAGAAAAGUGGCUCGUUAGUAACAAGAGUACUUCAGAGCAGAGGAGUGUUUCAUUACAAUAUUUUAGUAAAGUCGUGGAAACGUCACAAUACUCAAGACAAAGAAACAUUACAUUGUAUUUCUGUGGGAAUUGUAGAAAACUGUAAAGAAGAAACAGCAAAGAAGCACGGUACAUUUCACUGCCAUUUCCAGGGUGAAAAUUGUACAAAAUCUUCGACGUAUAUAAAAGCUGUAUCCUUAGCUAACGAGAAAUAAGGAAGCACUACGCUAUAUUUUGUACAAAUUGUACAAAACUUCAGCAUAUAAAAGGCGUAUUCUUCAACAAGAUAAGGAAAGAAAGUUUUAAAUUCCAGCUGCUUCACACACAAAGAAGUAUUUCUCUCCUUCAUUUUGAGCGAAUCGUACAAAAAACUUCAGAGUAUAAAAGGUUCUUUAGUUCGUUCGCUAGCAGAAUCGAGUAUAUCAUUACAGCACUUCAGCGUUGAAGAAUCUUCAAAUAAAGAAGAAUUUAAUUCACUACUGUUGGAAACGGAUGAGAUUUCAGUGUUCAAUUUGCCUCAAGAAAACUAGAAGUAUUAAACUAACAUUAUAAAGUUUGUGAACAACAGGAUAUCAAGCUAUAAUCCCACACAAGAUACUUAGAAGAAUACAGGAUAAGUCCAUUACGUUCGUUGUAUUCCGUGGAAUUUGAUGACAAUUCCAUGAUAUAAAUCUGUAUUAUUACGGACGUCAUAGACGAUUGAAAGUUUGACGUUAAAUUCGCUUCAAAAAGGAGGAUUUUCGGAAUACUUUGUUCAGAGUUGAAGCGAGCCACAGGACAAAACCAUAUUCCACCAGAGAAGAAGCAUUUCACUGUUGCAGUUUGUGGGAAGUUGAAGGGAAUCAUAAAAUUACUGCCGGUCAGUGGCAGGCAUAGACAGCAGUAGAAAACGGUUAUCGAUCAUUCCCAAGCGAAAUGUAACAGUUCCAAAAUUCAAACCAUGGAUAAAGGAUUUCACUUUCAGCUCGGCGACGUGGUCUUGGCCGAAUGGAGCGAUAAACUAUUCUAUGCAAAAAUCCUACAUAUUGAUCACCUGGCACGCACGUGUACCCUGCUCUUUGACGACGAUUCCAUUGACCAUUGUCCCUUUACAAAGAUUCACAGCGGUUGGUAGAAUUUUUUUAUACUGCUUUCUCGCUCUCUAUUGUAUUGUCGUGAGAGGGUGCAGUAAAGGCCCUUUAUUGUCGAGUGGUCUUUGGUAUGGUCGGCGUGUUUCAGUAUAGCAGAUGAUGGUCGACAUGGUUAUAUCACUUUUUUGUCUUUUGUAAAUCUAAUACGUUCUUAUUGAUGGGCGGUGGUCAAUUUCAGAAUUCAUGGUUUCAAUAUAACAGUAACAAGGCACCGUAUGCAUUGCGGUGGUUAACUACAGGAAUGUUGGUUGAACAUAUUUCUAGCGUCUUCACUAUUUCACGAGCCUUUUCACAAAAUAAUCUGUACUUGUUGUGCUUAUACAGCAAGCGCCCUUUUCCAGGAAAUUUAGUAAUUUGGUGGCUUUCGGUAAGCCUUACAAGGCAUCAUAUGCAUUCUGGUCAACUCCAGGAAUGUUGGUUGAAUAUAUUUCUAGCGUUUUCUUUUCAUUAUCGUCUGAAUAUAAUCUGUACUUGUUGUGCUUCCAGCAAGGGCCCUUUUCCAGGAAAGCGGUAUUUGUGGCUUUCGGUAAGCCUUACAAGGCCUGAUAUGGAUUCUGGUUAACUCCAGGAAUGUUGGUUGAAUAGAUUUCUAGCGUUUCUUUUCAUUAUCAUCUGAACAUAAAAUAUGUGCUACGCUUGCAGCAAGGGCAUUAAGGAAUGUCGAUAACUUGUGGGAUUCGAUGGUAAGGUUGGCAAGGAGAUAACUGCAAAUUGAUCAGCAUUGUUUGUGAGGCCCACCCAUACACCCACGCACUCCCGCUGUGUGUUGUGACGAUGAGGGCUGAAUGUUAAGAGCUUUAUUCCUCUUCGCUUUUUUCCUCUUUGCAACCCUAUAGGUGAUUUUACUUUUCAUUGAAACACGUCACCUUCCUCACGAGACUUGUUCGUGCAAAAUGUGGCAGACAUGUCAAUUUACAACGCAGGGAGUGACGAGAAACCACCUUGUACUCCCGCUCUCCCCUAUCAUCCCUAUUUAUCUCUCUUCCCCCUGCUCAUCCUGAUAUAUACCACGACUAAGGCUACGUUUCCACUAUACCGGAUAGUCAUUCCGUAGCGGCGCGAAAAAGCAUCUAUCCGAUACGGAAUGUACAACUUUCAGAAACUGAGCGAAACAACAUCUCGAUCCGUAGCAAUAAUUCCUCCGAAAAUAGCGUUCCUCAAAGGUACGGGCAGGUGUUUUUUCACGUCGAUACGGAAAGCUAUCCCGGUUCAGUGGAAACGUAGCCUAAGAACUUCUAGGAAUUAUCAGAAAUACGUCAUAAGCCUUUAUGUUGACAGAUCAUUACCAGAUUAACUAUAUAUUAGAAUUGAUGUUAACACGUUCCGCCCUCUACUGUUAAAGUCGAAAAUCGUUCGGCAAGAGCUAGAAACUACCGGUUCUUAAACUGAUUCAGUCAAUUUAACACAGCUAAGCAGCAGCAUGUAUAUUAUCCCCGUACUAGGAACAUUAAGCCUGUUUACACUAUCAAAGUUUCUGUGAUCACAGUAGGAAUUUGAAUAUAGGUAAAUUCUAAGUUUUGAAGCUAAGGAUUUGUAAGAAAUGGUUUGGGGGAACUGACUUAAUGUUAAACACUGAGUCAGCUUGCAGUUCCCUCAAACAUUUCUUACAAAUCCUUCAAAACUUCAGAAUUUACAGAUGAAAAAUUCCUACUGUGAUCACAGAAACUUUGAUAGUGUAAACUGUAAACUAGGCUUUUAAAAUAGUGGGUGCCAAACGCAAUUUGGAAAGAGGAUGGAUAUUAUUUUGUUCCGGUGUCACGUUCGGCAAACUCGGAACACAUUUUCCUUGUUCAAAGUUGUGUUUCCUGAUGGUUCUAUCUUUUUCGAGCCAUGGAAACGUGACUCGAGAGAGACUUUAGUGAAAUUGUGCUUGUCAAUCAUUCCAAGAGGGCCCACUUCAUCAAUAUUGGCGUUGUUCGGGCGCACUUGAAAGUUCAUUAAGAUGCCGUGGUGUAAUUUGUUUGUGUUAAAAAAUUAAGGAUGUUUGUGAAAAUGAUGAAACAGGGCGUCUGAAAAUAAAAUUAGAUUACAAGCGAAGAUAUAUUUGUGUGUUUUGGGAUCAGACGAAACUUCCUUCCUUUCUUUCUUUCUUAAUAAACACGCGUUUGCAUGUUGAGAGCUUUAUUAAUUGUCUUGUGAACUUCAUAUCGCCAUCUUGUUGUUUUGCCAUCCGCCAUAAUAAUAAUACAAUGAAGAAGAGAGGUAAAAUAUACCGUGUUUUGGCUAAAUAAAAAAAAAAUAAGGCCCCCUCAUUCUGUCAGCUCCCGAACGUGCUUGAAAUGACAGAUAGUUUUUAAGUUCCCGGGGAGACCGAGAAGUUACAGUCAGUGGUCGGAUAGUUUUUAAGAUAGUCAGUUGACUAAAAUUGCCUUUCUUUCAUUUCUAGUGACGGAAACGACAGCAGAAAUAGUUUGUAUUGUGUGUAAAGAUGGCGCAAGCACAAGACCAAAUGAAAUUGUCCUCUGUGAUAAAUGCGGCGUGGGUAAGUGAUAUAAAAACUAUAUUCAGGGAGGACGGGAAGGCCCUUGGGGAAGGAAGCACCGACCUUAUUACACACUUAGGGGCUGUUUAUAUGUGCCACGCUGAUUCGUGUAACGAAAAUUUUUCCUUGGCUGCCACAGACGACUUGAAUUGACCUCAAGGAAAGUUUGCAGCCAACCUAAACCGACCAUUUGUUUCAACAUUAUUUUCCACAAUUCUUGAAACGGAAACGAGUCAGUCCGGUUUAAUAGACGGGCCAUCCCGGCUCAUAUAAACAACCCCUAACUUUUGUGUCGAAAAUGAGAAGUUGAACAUAAUUAUGUGUGUUAUAGCUUUCUGACCAAAGGCAAAGGCGUGUUUGCAAUUUGUGUGUUGGAAGUUAGAACUGAACCAGGAUCGCGUUUUAUGAUACGAUUUUAGGACAAAUCUUUAAAUGCGCAACGGGGACAAAUUCCCUUUAGCAAAGAGAAGGUAAAUUCUUCCAGGAUGAAACGCACUGAAACGACAUAUGCUAUUAUACAUACUAGCCUCCCUCAAGCCGCCAGGCUGCGGGGGCAACAGCACGUAAGGGAAGUCAUUCAGUCAAAUAUAGUAAAUUCUUCUCAAACGAACGAGGAAGCGGCCUCUUACGAACGCUAUAUUGUCUCGACUCGCGGCGACGCGGAAUUAAGGGGGAUGGGGCAAUGAGGAAACUUCUUUACUCGAAACCGUUUCUUUCAGAAUGUUAAAUGUCUACGUCAAUCGAUCUCCCCCCCCCCCCCCCCCCCCCAUUGGCCUCUGGGUGUAACGGGAAAUAGGAACAAAGGGAAGUGUGGAGAAAUUUUUCAUAAGCUGGUCUUAAAACGUUAAGUAUAGUAUAGUUCUUGAAUUGCGCGCGCGACCUCUUAGAAAAGCUAUAUCUCUACGUCAAUAUCUCACACCAGCGAUCAAGCUGCGACUAAUGAAAAGUUGUAAUGUUUAUUCAAGCAGUUAAGUGCAGCCACCUGCCUGACUACGACAGAUGCAAGACAUGUUUUAAAAUACAUUGUUAUAUUUACAUAUCGUAAAACAAUGAUAAUACAUUCAGCUUGCCAUAUGCAUAUGUGUCUGCAUAUCGGCCUGCUAUAUAAAUACCGGCUCCAGUGAGAGACGCGUGUGAAUCUAUAGAAUCUAGUUUGAUAUUAUGAUAUAUUAUCGGAAUUUGUUGCAUAUUUAAUAAAUAAAGCGUGGAACUUCGAAAUUUUCAUCAAUGCAUGAACGUGUUUCCAUGACUCGAGUUAUGAGAUGUCUUCUCGGCAAAGCUGUACAAAGCUGUCAAAAUUUAAAUUAACUUUUGUUUGGGAAGUUGUUCAGUUGCUAAGACAAAGUCUAAGAGAGCAAACUUAAUGUAAAAACUUUCAAUUGAUAUUUGUCUUCAUGCAAAACUUUGAAGAGGCCACAAUAUAUAUAAUACUUCAUUAAGACUCAUUUGUCACAUUUGAGUGCUCGUAUAUUUCUCAAAAAAAUUCCAAUCUUUCCGAAAAUCUAAGAUAAGUCUUACAAAUACUGCACGUCAAAGUAAAAACUUAUAAAAUUAAUAACCAUACAGGAUUAUUGAUAUUGCAUUUAAGUUUAAGAUGUAUAUUAGAGCUUUCCUAAGACGUGUUCAUGAGCAUGCACGAAGUACUAUCUUGCAACAGAUGGUUGUCUACCUGUAGUUAUCAGAAUUAAAAAACGAUGUUCAUUCUUUUCAUUUUAGAAGCCUUCUUUAUUUGGUAGCGAUAAUGAAUAAAUAAAAUUGAGAGCACUAGUUUAAAGUUCUUGCUUCUAUCAGGCAAUAUGAUCAUCGGUCAAUAUACUUCCCUUGAAACUUUGCAUGGCGAUAAAACACUAGGCUAUAUCUCUUGUGAAAACACCACGUACGUUCAUCAUUGCAAAGCUUUCUAUUCGUAAGCGCAGAUCUUCAUCAGCGCUAAUAAUAGAUCUUGUGAUAAAGACCCGGGAUUACGGAUCGAAAGCUUUGCAAAGCCGAUAAAUAUAUAUACGUGGAGUUUCCACAAGCCAAGAGAUAUAUUUCUGAAAUGGUUGAUCUGCACCAUCCGCUGCCCUGUGGCCGAGAUAUAAUAAUAUAUACACAGUGAACUUCAGUGUAUUUUCGUUGCGAAAAACUGGGGCUAGAAAAGUAGUAUGUGUAACGUGUUUAACCAGCUGGUACGGGAAAGUUAUUCAAGUUUGCUGACGAUAGACACAACUAAUCAUAAGUAAUCUAUACUAGUGUCGUUGAAACAUGCAGAAUAUAUCCAUGUUAAACCUGCAAAGUGCUUUCGCUCUCAGAAUAAUGAAUAAAUGAAGUUAAAGGUAGGAUGCUUGGUACUGAAAAGCUUUAUGUAUAUAGUGUUGAAACAUUAUAUCAUGCAUGAUUAAUACUACUUUACAUUUUCUCCAAAGCGGCUCCGUCUCUAAAUUGUGUAGCUUAAAGCGCUUAAAAUCUAGUUGACACUGGCGAAUUUUUAGGCGAGUUUCUGGUUGCGAAUAAGUGAACUCGCCGACAAAACAAAGAACCGUUAUUUGGAAGGAUACAUUCCUAAAUCUUGUUGCAUGUCACCCAUUCAAUUACAUCGCCUGGCGAAGAAGGCUCGCAGGCAAAAUUGCUAGCGUGAAUCAGGUUUAAAACGUAGCUUAGGAUUAAAUCCAGUGCAUGUAUGUAGGUAGACAAAGUCGAGUCAAACUCGGAAAACUCGACUAAAAAGGGAGAUAUAUAGGAGGAGAUCAAGGAUGGGAAGAUAUAUUGGAAACGAAGCGCCAGGUCGAAGAUCGCCUUUUCUGGCGUGGACAGUCAUAAGGGACCUUCCCUUGGCAAAUUGGUAGAAUACUCAUGCACUGACAACGAUGAUAGUCUAUAGAAGAUGUUAUAUUAUGCAAGAACAGGCUACAUUAUAGUUGGGUCUCUCCAUCAUUCAUAAUAUAUAUUUCACAUUCUUCUUCUUAAGAUUCUAUUUCAUGUCAGGCGAAUUGAAUAUUGUCGAUACAACCAGCGUUUUGCUACAUUUGUCACAGCUUUCUCUUUCCAGAACAGUCUCAAACUGCCCGUCGUAUUGUAUUAUUAAUUAGUUUAUAAUUACAACCUAUAUAGAGGCCUUAAAUAAAAGCCUUAUACGAGUUCUAGCUUUGCAGGCGGCAUCGGAAAAUGAAUUGGUUCAAUAUAUUAUUUUGUGUAUUGACUAAACGCGAUAAAAUCUUAGAUUAGAAGGAAAAAAAAUGGUCAAAGUCUAAGCAAAACGUGUAGUUCAGUUCGAAACAGCUUAUCACCAGCUUGCAAACUACGUCAGUGGCAUCUGACCAUCUUGCAUGUCAUAUAGACAUGAAACAAUUAAAUUACGUCUUUUCAAAUAGUAAAGCGUUAUUAUCAUCAUUAUUGACCGGCUCCCUACGUGAUGUGGGUUAUUAUAUAUGUAUAUCAAUGUAUAUCACAUGGGCUUUUAUCGGCGGUUACUAAAUCCCGGCUUUGGCGUAUUAAAUGAGGACUCGACGUCGUGGCCAUAAGAAACAAAGAAUUAGCAAAAAACUAACUAGUCGAAAUAAUAUUUUGCACCUUUGCGUGGGGGACGCGCGUGGAACACGCGUGGGACGCUCGAGGAGUACACGUGAGGGGAACGCGCGAGGGGCAUGGUUCUAGUAAUAUAGAACCCCCGGAAAUAUUUUUGAAUGCUUGAUUACAAUUUCAUAGCCAAAGCCAAAUGGAAUAUGGAAUACAUAUAUAACAUCAUUUUCUAUGACGAUUUUCCAAAAACAAUGAUAUCUUUAUCUAUAGUUUUAAUAUAUAUGGGCCCGCAAGUGCGGUACACUCUUAGUUAUAGUUUUUCAGACAAGAAACAACUUACUGGCUUCCUGGCCAGCGCCUGGGGCAAAAAUCAUGAAUUUUGUCAAAGUAGAUCAAUCUCAUUAAGGAAAUAUGGUUUUUACGAUGUAGAUACCGUAUCUAUACCUUAUUUAUAGAUCUAAUGUAUAUCUAGCUUCCAGAUCAGGCAUUCGUAGUUUUUAAUAAGAUCAUUUUAAGUCAUCACUGUUCUUACCCGACUAUUUGUUUUAUCUGGAUCUCUCCAAGAUAGAUGCGACAUUAAUUCCACGCAUUUCCCACAAUUCUUGAUUAAACGAAGUGACAUGAUACAAACUUUAUUUGACCAUGCUUUAAAUUAAAUGAAGAUACUUUUCUGACUUAGAACUACAGGUUCUACAACUAUACCACGAAAAUACUUGGCGAAGUAACAGAGAAUAGUUCUUUGAAUUCACACUCUCCUUGUCCCGCCCAGUAAAAGGGCAAGGGCACAGUUGUCCCCCACCCCCUCGUACUUCGGACAUCCCACAAUCCCAUAAGACAAAGCCAGCAAUGAAAAACAUUAUGGAAAGUAAUUUACUCCGUCUAAUACGAGCACCUGCACGAUGUUAAUUUACAUAUGCGUGUGAACUUAUACAGCAAAGACACGCAGUUGUCAUAUAUAUAUAUACUCACUGUUUACUCUGUCAAACGCCAGACGAUUUUAUUGGCCGGUAUAUAAAAGGCUAAACUAGGAAAGAACUUAUAAACUCUAAUACAAAGCGUGUACAGCAACACUACAAAGUUUUGUAUACGAAUAUUAAAACUGCAGGUCGCAUUUUUGUUUGGUUACAGGUAAUUGUAAGAACCCGCAAAAAGCAAUUAAAUAUUUUAAGAGACAAGCACUAAGAGCUUUUCUGAUAUUCAACUAAAUUGACUAUAGAUAAAAGCACCGCCUUACAUAUUUCAAUGAGGAAAAUAAAAACAAUUUAUUAUUCUAGACUUCUCAUUAGCGGAAAAUUUAUAUCCACUCUUUUAUAGUAUCUAGCAGAUAAACUUAUCUUAGAACAAGACGUGAUGCUGCGUUAUCACCGAGCGGAAUUUGGAAGCAUACUGACAUUGCUUUGGCGUUCAUGCAAGGGAUAAAACCGCGUAAAACACGCGGAUAUACUCAUGUGCUCAGGGCGAUUGAUUUGCAUAUCAGGAUUCCGAAUUUAUCCCGAAUCCAUUUCGAACCUACUAGCUUCGGUUUGAUACAAUCACGCCCAAUAUAAUCCAUCAAAAGUUGUAGUUUAACAUAGCGCGCGAUGCAAAAUUACUUUGCGUUCGAAAAGUAAUUAUUUACACUAUUCAACAGUGUUUACUUAGCGCGACCAUCAUUAAUAUUGAUAGAGAUGACAUCGUUUCGCGUUUCAGCUGUUCUUGAUGCACAAACAAACGUUUACGUAAAUUUAGCAUCGUACCGACGCGAGCUGAAAUAACGCCUUUAAAACUGGAAAAGGUUUGCGCAAAAAGCUUGCAAAUAUAGAGACGCCUGCAUUUCGACGAGAAGUGGGAAUCGUUCGAAGUAGCUUAUGUUAUAAGCGGUGUGAAAACAAGUUGAUGUAAUUAAUAACAAGAGUGAUAGCUCGUCGACGCUUAUAUUAGCGACGAACAGGUGUAACUGCGAGUUGACAACCGCGGUAAGAGCUUUUACGGCAUACACGCAGAGCUUCGUUUGUUAUAAACAUUACUGUUAUAAGCUCAACACCGCAGGGAAAAAUUAUAACUUUACCUUGGCAUUAUUGUGUCUGGAAACUAACAGGCAAGUAUUUUGUACGUAUCUGAAUCUUAAAUCUAGUUCAAACUUCGAGUACUUUAUGAUAGUCAACGUAUUUUGUUAUUUCGCUUCGUUUCAGCGUCUUAGCUUAAUGCGUUCAUAUAAAGCAAAGCUACAACUAUCUUUUUGUACAUUAUUCUAAGCAAUUUCUGGGGAGUAUUGUUUUAGGGGAUAUUGUUUUAAUACGGAGUAGAAUACUGCUGUAAUAUAAGUCUGAUAACAUAAUCCAUGCACUGUACAAUAUUUGCAAUAUAUUACGACAAUAUAUGCUAUUUACAUAUGCCCGGCUAGUAAUUAUGGCAAAGAAGUGGGUGACAUAUGGAACCCGGGGUUAUAAAGCAGAGGCACCCGAGGAGGAGGGGGGGGGGGUUAGCUUUCUAACUAAACCGAAACGCCAACACAUCUCCAGCUGAGAUUGGCGCGUUUGGGGCUAGGGUCGGGGCUUGAUAACACUUCUGUGAGUUUUUUUAUAACAUUUCUGUGAAAAGAAUUAAAUAUCUGGGUUUCACUAUAUAGCAACAAUCUUGGACAAAACCCUUGAGAUAAUUCCAGCCAAUAUUAUAAAGUUAUUCAACAUUGACAACACAAGCUUUGUCUCCCCCUCCCCCCCCCCCCCAAGUUCAAUGUUGUAAACAACGCCGAAACAACUUUUGGUAAUAUACCAUAACACAAGCUCAACAUUGAGUUGGGGGAGCGGGGGUUUAAAAAAAUAUGCGAAUUUUCUGUAGGGGGAAAAUAGUUUCAACCAGUUAUAUGUCCAAGAUCAGUGUAGCACUAUCGUGCAACAGAUGGUAUAGUCAAAUAUCAGAAAUAUAAGUUUCCUUGUAUUUGUAUAUAGGUAAUAGUAUGCCUUCGAGUGCAAUUUGGAAAAAAUAACACGCACGAGUGAGUUUUUCAAAGACUAUAAAAAUUGCACUAGUCCUGAAAGGACGAGUGUAAUUUGAAGUCUUUGAAAAACUCAAUAGUGUAUGUUUUUUCAAAUUGCACGAGAAACCAUACUAGCUAUUACUUAUUAACCCAUUGAGUCGCAUUGCACCCUGAUGCAUCCUACUUUAGUAUUUUACUCUGCCGGUCUAACGCCAGACGAUUUUACUCGUCAAGGGGAGAGCGCUGGCGCUUAAUGGGUUAACUGGCCUAUCUGCCCAUGUGUCUAGUUAACCCAUUGAGUCGCAUUGCACUCUGAUGCACCCUAGCUACUUUAGUAUUUUACUCUGUCUAACGCCAGACGAUUUUACUCGUCAAGGGGAGAGCGCUGGCGCUUAAUGGGUUAAUUAGUAUACACAUGAAAAAAUUAUAAAUUAGGAAAAUUAAGAAAUUGGCACUGUAUUUCUUUUUUGGCACUGUAUUACAUUUUUUGGCACUCUAUUUCGAAAAAGAUGCACUGCUCUGAGCCAAUCGAAAUUGAGAAAUUUUUUCAUGUAUAUUAUUUGGAGAAAAAUAAAACAGAAUUGAGAGACAUGGUUGUUCGUUCAAAUGUCAACAUUCAGUCUAACAGGUUUUCCACACAUUUGAGGCUUAUGUGAAGACUGUAUAAACUUUUUAAAUUUUUUGUCGAAAAGCUCAAAGGGAGUCAAAGCGAAACAUAGUGGGUGUGAUUCUGGUGUGUGUCGUUCACCUUUGACGGUGGGAUUAGCCAUUCCGAAGUUGAUAAGCGGACUGGGGACGAGUGUUAAAAAAUGUCCAAAUUAAGAAAUGAACCAAAUCACUAAAAAGACCACCUCAAAAUUAGCAAGUAUACAAAGUUUGAAGACGUUUACAUGAAUCCCCUUCGAAUAAUACGCUUUCGAAAAUUGUGAAAUUACUGAUUAAAAGAUUGUUUUUGGGAUGCGCGUCCCCAAAAACAAAAAUUAACAAUACAUUUCAUAGUAAAUAUCGCGAUUUUCGAAAGCUUAUUAUUCGAAGGGUAUCCAUGUAGAUGUCUUCAAACUCUGUAUACUUACUAAUUUCGAGGCGGUUGUUUUAGUGAUUUGGUUCAUUUCUUAAUUUGGGCACUUUUUAACAUUCGUCCCCAGUCCACUCAUCAACUUCGGAAGGGCUAAUUUGGGUUUCGAUUGAUGCUGAAUCACUGUUGCAGUCUUGCAGACGAGGUUGUAUUAUACUUUGACCCUCAAAACUACAAUUAUAUGUUAUCUAAAAAAAAUAAUUUACUCGUGUGAUGUCGGGUCAAAGGCAACAUUCGCGGGCGGAAAAUUAAUCUCCUGGCUUUAAUUAUAAUAAUUGCAACACCCACAUUUAAUUGAUACAUGGAAAAUAUAUAAAAAUAAAUAAUUGAUUGUAGGAAGUCAGGUAGAAUAUUUUUUCACCUUACUACAUUUAUACCAUUAUGCAGUUGGUUAUAUGAAGACCUCAGCUUUUAAAAGAGUUGCCAGUUUCGUGUUUAUUUAUUCAUUGUGAAACAGUCGCUGUUACUGCAUUUUACUCUGUGAUAACAUCAUUAAAUAUGAUAAUUAAAAGUGUAUGUUAAUAAACGUGGCUAAAUGAAUUAAUGCACCUGGUUAGGAUUACAAAUUAGCACAGAAUAGUGUUUUGCAAUAACAUUAUCGGCAACUAUUUAAUGAAUAAUUCAUUGGACAUUGAAUGUAAAAGUCAACGUGGCUUAAUCUAACAUGUGAGACACUCGUAUCGUCCACACAGCGAAAGUCACGCGCGUAGGAGUAAAAAAUAGUCUUAGUCCAGCAACGUGCUUUGUACUUGUGAAUCUCUCUUGCCAUCAACCCAAAUGAACAAGCUCUUGCAGUGAUUGGAACCGUUUACGACGAUGAAACGCAAUUAAACCAAAUAAAUAUUCUGGCGAACGAGUUCCAUUUCAACAACAAUACCGAUCCACACAAAACAGUUCAGUUUAAGCUGGAAUUCACCGCCAAGAAUGAUAGUCAUGCUUUUGUUAUGUGAAAAUUGAAAGUAGUAUAGAAACCAUAUGUCGUAUUAAGAUUGUGAAAGGCGUGCCAACAAGUCUUCUGCAGAGCAAAGCUGUAAAAAAACAUUCCGUUUUGCGAUAAUGAAAGGUGCGGUGACACUUCACACUAGACAAAGAUUUAAAAACAUGACCAACUACAAAUCAGGUGAGGUUUCGCCUUAUCUACGGUCAUGCAACAACGAAACGGUUAAUUAUUUUCAUUGUAUGUCGCAGUCUUGUACUUGCUGACAAAUAACUACAAUUCAAACUUUCAAAGAUGCAGUUGAUUUUCUUUUCUUAUAUAUAAGUUGUCCGGUCAUUUGCCACCGGCAAUGCUACUACUGAAUCAAUAUUGUGCGCUUUUGUUUUUUCUUUUUCCCACGAAAAACGAGGAACAAUACUAUAUAUAUACCUUAUAACUCAUGGCCUAUAUUGACAAUUUAUCGUUUUACAAACUAGGCUAUCAUCAGAAAUGUCAUAAUCCUGUCAUUGAAGACAAAGCGUUAGAGCCUGAAGAGCCAUGGAUGUGUGUCUUCUGUACAAAUGGUUCUGAGUGCCCACACUUGUUGAAUCCAUUCGAAACAAAACUACGUAAAGAUCUCAGUUCAAUGUCCAUGAAGAAAAGCAGAGAGGAUUCGAAGGUAUUUGAUAUUCAUUAUUUGUUUUUGUGGUAAACAUUGUUCAACAUUCUUUAUCUUGCGAUGAUUUCGAUCCGUAAGCCUGAUUGUCGCGCAGAUCUUCAUCAAUGGAAGCUGAUCGGAUUUGCCACACGAAGGCUGUUCCAAAUGUUCUGGUUGUUUCGGUGCAUGCACGACAUCUAUUUCGCAAUUUCGAAAGCGGAUCUUAAACAAAUCACGUUUAAAUUAAACUCAUUGUUCUCAGCUUGAAAAUUAUGAAAAGGCACAGUCGUGGAGUUCUAGACGCUUGAUUCCUCAUUCUUCAAUCUAGUAUUUCGUUGCUUAGGAAAUAGGGACUAUUUCGUAAAUCCAGCGGGUAUGCUGAAAAAUAAAGUUGCUGCAGAGCGCCUAGUAAAUCAGCCAAUAUUGGGGGUUUUGACUCACUCUUAAGCUUGAGGUACAAAUUUGGAAAUCCUAAUACAUAUGAUUCUAAUGACUCGACGAUUCUAGGAGCGUAUUCAUUACAUUCUCGGCUGGACUCUGUAGCUCAGUUGGUUCGGAGCGUUGCACCGCAGGCGGAGGGCUGCAAGUUCGAUUCCUACCAAAGGGUUCAUAACUGCUCUAAUAAAUGUAUAAAAUUCACACUCGAAACUCCAAUCUAUGAAGCCCUUCUAUACAAGUGGUUAUAUAGAGUGUGGAUACCCAGAAUCUUGAUAUUUACCCACACUGCUUCCAAAUACUACAGUCCUGCUUAACUUAAAGGAUUAGUGGCACACCAGGAAUUCGCGGGCUCAAACUCCUGCUGGCGGCCAUUUUUCGGGACGAAUAGAAUAGAUGAUCUGGAAAGUUUUUACAAUCCGUCAUAUAUUUAAACCAUCCUUUUCUAAUCCUUGCUCUUUUUGUCUGAUUUUUAUCAGAAAUGUACCAAACAAGGUAUUUUUAUCGCUAUUUGUUGUAUUUGAGUAAAAUGUAAACAAUAACAAAAGCCCGCAAUGCAUGUAAUGACCCUGACACUAAUUCUUUAAUAAAUAUAUAUAUAUAUAUAUAUAUAUAUAUAUAUAUAUAUAUAUAUAUAUAUAUAUAUAUAUAUAUAUAUAUAUAUAUAUAUAUAUAUAUAUAUAUAUAUAUAUAUAUAUAUAUAUAUAUAAAUUAAGGUGCAACAAUCAACAAAAUCCACUAGGCAUUUUUAUUACUAAAUAGUUUCGUACCACAAAAUGUGGCACUCUUCAGAUAAAUUGACCUAAUGACUAUAGACUACUAAAAAGCGAUACAGCGAUACAACGAUACAGCGAUACAGGAACCGGAACCUGGAACCGGAACCUGGAACCGUGCAUAAUUUAUGCAAAUUAGAGCAUUUUGCACCACAUCAGAUAUAUAUGAUAAUAAUUUACAGGGGGGGGGACGCAAUUCAAAGAUAGUACAAUAUAUUACAAGUGAAGCAUUUUGAUUUUCUAAACAAAAGGAAUGAACAUCGUUGUAACACUAUAUUACAAAGUAAAACAUGUUUCGUAAUUGCGCGGCGACUCUUUUUGUCUGGUAUGAUACUGAACUGCAUGUGACGCACUUAGUUUAUUUAGCCGCCGCACUUGACUAUGAAAUGCAAGCAGACAAAGAAAGAAAGAAACCACGGCACACAAAGCAGAUUGCGCUGAAUUCAGCAGCAAUUGUGCUCUAAAGUAUUAAAUUUGAGUGUAGUGUAGUGUAUGAUGCAAUCCAACAUUGAAUGUCUAUAUACGCUGCAAUAUUGCGAAUAUAUGCUGCAUACUAAAAAUAUCUCAGUGCUUGAACAUCUAUAGCCUGCGUCACAGGAACAUCAAUCACAAACAUAAAUGAAGUUGCAUGUCGUAACUUCAAUGUCAUUUAAUUAAAUUAAUCAAUUUUAAUUUAUUACAUUUACUAAUGAAAAAUGGAAAUGUCUGAUUGAAAUUCAGCGUCAAAAUUAACUUACCGUGUCUCUCACCCUAAUUAUAACUCUGAGUCGAGUCAGGUUUUCCCCUUUCCUGGUCUAUUAACAUCGCAAAGGGUGAAUUAUGAAGGGAAAAACAUGAACUAAAUAUUCAUUUAUACAAUUAUAUACCGACGCAUUUUAGUUUUAGUAUAACCUUUCAACUCCGUUAGCUACUUCUGCGUAUGAUCUCUUAGUCUUGCUGAACAUGAUUCAUCAAAAACUGAUUAUAUAUAUAUAAUUUCCAACUGAAGGCAAUAAGUAUAACAAAAUAUAAUAAAAAGACUCUAUAUGGUUGUUAUGCCUUCAACACUGAAUACGUAUAAUGUGUACACCACUUUAUGUAACAGGCUACUCACAACUAACUGGAUAAACUUUUUGUCACAUUUUUGUAUUAUCUGGGUUUAAAUAUAUCAGAUAUCAAGUACCGUUUCCGACAUUAAAGUAAAAUCUGAAAUAGAAGCUGUUAAAGCAACUAAACUUUGACAUGGCCAUGGGGGCCAUUCAACAUUUAUUAUUAUCGGCAUUGUCCAUUGAAGUUGCAUUGUACAUCCUAACAUCCCUAUUUGUUUUCGACGCUGAAUUUCAAUCACACAUUUUAAUUUUUCAUUAUUAAUUAAAUGUAUUUUUGACAUAAUAUUGAAGUUACCUUCAUAAUUUGUAAUUGAUAUUUAAGCGGAUAUUUUUAGUAUGCAGUAUAUUCGCAAUAUUCGCAGCGUAUAUAGCACAUUUAGAGGAUUGCAUCACAUACUACACUAUACACUGAGUACACUCUAAUAAAUAUACUUUAGAGCACAAUUACUGUUGAAUUAAGCGCAAUCUGCUUUGCGUGCCUUGGUUUCUUUCUCUGUCUGCUGGCAUUUCAAGUGCGGCAACUAAAUAAACCAGUGUGUCACAUGCAGUUAUAUCAAACCAGACAAAAAGAAUCGCCGCGCAAUUACGAAACAUGUUUUACUUUGUAAUAUAGUGUUACAACGAUGUUCAUUCUUUUCGUUUAGAAAAUCAAAAUGCUUCACUUGUAAUAUAUUGUACUAUCUUUGAAUUGCGUCCCCCCCCUGUAAAUUAUUAUCAUGUAUAUCUCCUGUGGUGCAAGAUGCUCUAAUUUGCAUAAAUUAUGCUCGGUUCCAGGUUCCGGUUCCAGGUUCCGGUUCCUGUAUCGCUGUAUCGUUGUAUCGCUGUAUCGCUUUUUAGUAGUAGCUGGUAUCAUCACGACAGACUGGAGUCAUCUAUAACAUGAUUACAGUCCAAAAUCCAGAUCUAGCCGAUAAUUUGAAAAAAAGAUAAAAUAAAACACAUUCCAAAAAGAUGCAUCUUGACGAUCCGCGAUACGGAUUAAAAACAAAACAAAGUUUUAUAUGGUGAUAUUUUCACUUUAUUUCAAAGCUUUCCGAAGAAGGUUUCGAAAUAAAGUGAAGUACACCAUAUAAAAUUUUGUCAAGAUUUUAAAUCCGUAUCUUGAAUUUUCGGCAAGAUGCAUCUAUUUGGAAUUUGGUUUAUUUUAUAUGAUUUUAAUCUCCAUACUAUAUGAAGCAGUUUGUGACAGGGCGAUGCGAAAGAGCAUGCGCAAAACAGCAGGCUGGCGGCAUUAAACAGGUGCACCACAAGCGGGAAGACAUAGUAUUUUUGAAUAACUACCAAAGCGUAUGAUUCCAUACAAACUAACAUACUAACAAACUAACGCCCGAAUCAAAGCGAUGCCCACUUCAUUUGGGUACCGCAUACGCUUCCAGACUUCUAGACUCAAUGAGUCCACGACAACAGGAGAUACUGCAUUCCUCGUCUUAGUAGAUCAAAUCUGAAUGUAGGUCAGGUCAUGUUUGAAGAGAGGUCAUCGGAUGUUUGAAGUACUUAUUUCCGUGGUAUCUUUUAUCACUUUCCUACAACCAACACCCCGAUACAUCAUUCAACAAUAUUAGUUCUUUGUACGAAUUGACGUCAUUAUAUGCUUAGACGGAGUAUUUAUAAAAUUGAUGUGUAUUGCACUAACAUUUGUAUGGACUGAAACUUUUGAAGAACGCUGAACUAAAUGUUGGUUUAUACCAUCGACGUUUCUGUGGUCCUACCAAGUUUUGAAGGAUUUGUAGGAAAUGUUUGAGGGAAACGACUUAUUGUUUAACGCUGAGCCAGUUCGAUCCCACGAACUUCUCAAAUCCUUCAAAACAUAGAAAUCACAAAAACUAUAGUCUAUAGUGUACUAUCCAGCCCAUACAAAACCCUAGUUCUUAGAUAGAUUAUCAUCUCAAUUCUGAAACAUAUAUAUAUAUACCAUAUUAGGUUUAGUAUUUAACGGAUGCGAUCCUAGUCGUUCCUAGAACAUAUGUUCCUUUUCACACAAAUGUAUGAUGUACCGGAUUAUCUGAUAACCUUAUUUUUUGGCGAUAUUCCCAGAAUACGACAGGUUUAAUGCUUGUUAGACCUAAUAUGCCAAGUACGAUAAAUUUGAAAACAUAAUAGUACAUUAUAAUGGUUAAGGUCCAUGGUUUGGUUUGAUUUUAAAUCGCGGGAAUCGAUCAAUUUAAUGUUCAGGGAUAUUUAUUAGGAUAAAAUUUUAAUUCUGGUUAGUAAGGAAAAUAAUUAGUCAUGUCUUCGUGAUUCAAAUUCUUUUAAGAAAUUAAGAUUUUUGAAGAUAUACUUCUUAACGGGAACUAAAACUCAAGUGGCUGUCCGGACAAGGCGGAUAUUUCGUCUGCAAACGAUUGUUUUGAAGAAAAAAUCAAGACAAAAGGUUGUUAAAGACUCAUUAUCAAGUUUCCGUUGGCUUGUAAAAAUGUUCCUGUUUUCGCGUGGGGUGUCAUUAUAAAACUAUAAAAUGUAUAUAAAAAUUAUAGUAUCUAGUAAAUUUCUGCCAACAAACGAGGCCAGCAAAAUUAGGUUAGGAAAGCGCAUGGAGAAGACUCGAACAUAAAAUUAUACAACUAUAUAAAUUGUUCAAAAAUAUCACAAAAAAUUCUGCUGACUAAAUGCAUUGAAGCCACGUUUGUGGCCAAAUUACAUAUUGUGUAAACAUAUCAAAAAAAAUUCCUAAGCCUAUAGGCUAUAUAUAGAGUGAUAAGCCCAGACGUGAAUUUAACCCACAAAAUCGGGAGUAUUCUUAAAUAAACAAAAAAAUUAAACAUUUAGCAAUACAUAUUUGGUUAAAAUUCGUGUAGGCAUUAUUACUUGUGGUGUUCCUCAAGGAUAAAAAAGGUAUCGUGCUUUCUCGCAUGCCUCGUAUAGCAAUUAAUCAAUGUGAAAUAAAACACAUUUUAUUUUGCCUCGUAUAGCAAUUAAUCAAUGUGAAAUAAAACACAUUUUAUUGUCCUAUAAUUAAUAAUUCUUAAAAUAACAGAUUUACAUGUUAUAUAUAAACACAGUUUGUGUACCUCGAGGGUAAAAAAAACUACUGGUCGAUAAAAAAAUGCAUAAAAAUUGAAUAGGUGUUUAAUUGUCCCACAGUAAUCCGAAAGAAUAACAGAUUAACUUGUUGGAGAUUUUCAGUUUUGCGGUAUUUUUCAAGGAGCUAAAACAAUCUGCUCAAUCUAUGAAAAUAUUGCAUACAAGAUUAAUGUGUGUGUAGGAUUGUCCCAGAGUAAUUCCCCCAAAACAUAUUGUAUAUAAACUUUUUUUGUGGUGUUCCUCAAAGUUCGAAAAACUCCGUCCGAAUCAGCUCAGCGCUUUUGUGCCACACGGAGAGAACAAAUUAAAAAUUAGAAUUAUACUUAGUAGUUAUAAUUGAUCAAAAUUUGUUAGGACAUAGAAGCAAUACCAUGCCUUACUGGCCUUACUGGAACACAUCGAUAUGAUUGAACAAGAAUAUCCCAGCCCACUCGGCACUCUAUCAAAUUCCAAAGACAAUAACUAAAUGGCUCGCGUGUGCUAUUAUGCUCAUGAGUCAUGACUGAUCACCAGACAACAUUAAAUAUGAACAUAAUUUGUGGUAUACCACAAGGAUCAAAUCCUACCCCACUUUCGCAAAAAUCUCUAAGAUAAAUAUGCUCGCGUGCGUACUAAUGUCCCCCUAAUCUCUAGAAUAACAACAUUACAUACAUGUUCACCUGUCUGUGUCUCCAGGCCUGAAACACUUACUAAAACAUUAACAUAUUUGUGGUCUUCCUCAAUUAAAAAAAAACAACUUAUGUAUACACCAAUAUGUAGGCCUAUAUAACAAUAAUUGAAGAGAAAAAUGCGACCAGACGCAAAUAGUAUCAAUUUGUAUCGAAUUAUAUAACAUGAUUAUGAUCAAAUUAAUUUUUGAGGUGUAUCUCAAGAAAAAUUCCAAAGAGAAUAAUCUCGCAUCAUUAUUACCAAACACUAGGGCAGGUUGUUCGAAGCUGUUAAGCUUAGUCCACAGUUAAUGAUAAAGUUCAAAACAAAACUUUCCGUCGGCUUGUUUAUAAGCUUAGACGUUAGACCAGCUGCUACGGGCUAAUCUUUCAAGAAAUCCAACCUGGCUCAAAUGAGGUUAUGAUAUAAGCAGACAUACAGGCUAAAUGUUAACCUAAGGUUAACACAAAUCGUGGUUUGGACAACUGAUGAUUAAAAUAAACACGUUACGUGUUUGUAAAUGUGGCUUAGCAAUAUGGGGUCACAAAAGAUUCUUUCACAAAACUCCCACCCACAACUAUGUGGCCUGAAGGCUAUCAUUCCUGUUGAUCUAUAACUGUUACAAAUCAUUUCACAAAAAGAUUAGUGGCGGCAUUUCUUUGUCAUCUCACUCGAUUGACGUCACAAGGGGAACUCAUUAAGUCCAUAUCAAGGGCCAGUAUAUAACAUGUGAAAACGGAAGCCUCAUUGUUUGUCGUCAGAAGCGAUAGAUGAAGGGUUUUCGAUGCACGUCUUCGGUUUUUGAUGUAAACAUAUUGGAUAUUGGACCAAUACAGAGAGCACAAUAUACGAAGCACAUUUGACAAAGUAAAAUUGUUACAUUACACACAAGGAGUUAUAUAUCACAAGGAAUUAUAUAUAGUUGCGCAAUUUUGAAAGUCAAAAGACUAUUCUACGAGGACUGGUAUAUAUUACAAACCUAUUUGAUGUGAUGUGCUACAUGGGAAGUUAUUCAAGCUUCAUGUAUGUGGAUUUUGAGCGAAAUUUUAAGCCAUGGAAUAUGUUCAAACUGAUGGUGUAAUAUUUCUCACAUCGCCUCGUUGUGGUUAGUAAUUUGAAAACACUAUAUAACAGAGGGUAAUAUUUAUAUACGCAGCAGGGUAUUAUAGUCAGAUAUAGACCGGAUAGGAAUAUUAGUAUUCUUAACAACACGAGUUAUUACUAUUAGUAAUAGUUUUUAUAAAUUAGUAAUAUAGUUUAUCUACAUUACGACACAUCAUUACUAGAGCUACAAGACAAAAUUUAUCAAUUAUCAUUUUAUCUUUCAACCAUAAGUUUAUCUUACUGAGUUACAUGCAAUUAUAUACAUUUUGCCGGCAGUAAUUAUUCAACGGGAGAGCCAAAGCAAUAAAUGCGCUAACAAUUUUCAUUGUGGAAAUUAUUUUAUCAAUUCACAAACGUCUUAAAAUGCAUUAUAAAGUUACGUAAUUUGUAAAAAAAGCUAAUUCCUCAUUCUCCGAAUGUGCAGCGGUAAUUCAAUGUUGGACCAUUAUGAAAACUGGCUCUAUAAAAUGUGGUAGAAAUUAACCCAACUUAAGCUUUCCUGAAUCGAAAUUUGAUUCCAAAUAAUCUAAUAAAGCUUAGCUUUUGAGCGCAGCCCAUUUACUGACCUGAUGACAAAGAGUCUUUGGCAGGCGGUCAGGAUUUAUUGAAUGAUUGUAUACAAUAAUUACCAUAAAAAAAACCCCUAAAAUGUGUAAGGAGAACCAGUCGAAGAUAGGAAUUACUCGUUUCUCGUGUAUGUACAAACUAAUACAAUAUACAAAACAUCUUUUCGACACACUACAUAACACAACGAGAGUUACGAGACGAGAUUUCACUAGAUUCAUCGAAUAUAAAACAUUGCGUGAUAGUAUUGAUUCUAUGAAAACUCCUUUAAUAGAUCAACAAUAUAAGGUCAAUUAAUCUUAUCUCACAUAUUUACGUCAUUAUACGAUCAAUGUAUACUUAUAUCACGCCGAGAUUAUACUAUACGCACAAAGGACGGGCAUAAUUUUCUACAGAAAGAGAUAUUUGAGAACAAUAAGGAAUAUUUUUUUACCAAUUUAAUAUAAUUUUACAUAAUUCGUCUCAACUAAACGUGACAUAAAGUUUGGCCACGUUCAUGACGUGUCCUCUAUAUAAUCCUGCAAUUAAUGCGGGAUAACAUCGUAGUUUUUUUUUAUUGUCUUAGACUUCCAGUAGUGCUACAAUCUUUCAUCGUUGCCAGCAUAAAUCUCAACAAUAUGGAAGAUGCCAGGAUUAAGACAUCAUCCAUAAUUAUUUUAAUUAUCAGAUCAUCAGAACUCUUUGAAGGCAAUGGCCCUGACAGCCCCAAGCUCGUUAAUUAAGAAAAUUUGGUCAGUCUGAAGUUUAUUAAAACAUAAAUCUAUCCGCAGCUUGUUUACGUUAAAUCGCUAAUCCAAAGCAGAUGAUCAAGUUUAGAAUUACGGAACAUUAAUUAAGAUUAGAGGUCGGUUUUACCCGUGGUUUUACUAAAAACUAUCGUCCAGCAGAUGGUUAAACUUGCGGUUAUCAGAGUGAGAAAAAAUUCAUUAUAUGUUAGUAGUCGUGUAUAUUUGGUGGCAAAUAAAUAGAACAGAGAGAUCAUGUUUAGUGCUUCCUAUAAUAAGUGACAAUAUUUCUUGGAAUUGACCACCAUCGGUUGCUCGCACUGAUUGACCAGCAUGCAUCCAUCAAUUGCCAGACAGCGGCAUAUUGCAAAAAUCAAACUCAAGUCUCGACAGGUGAAAUGUACAUGGCCUUAUUAUGCAGGUCAAGUUGGGCGAUGGCAGUAAAUAUUUUGAUGAUAGAUUUCCGAGGUAUUAAAUUCAAUCUUGUUAAGUGGUGAAAUUUUACCAAGUCAUUAUUGUCGAACGUCGAAGGGAAAUGUGGGCGAAUGUAUUCAUUAAUUAGUGCGAAGCUCAUCAGUAUUAGGGUUAAUUUUAUGAGUAGUCUUUGUAAAAUAAGUUCUUCGUUCUCUUCGGCGAAUUAUCAGUAUAUUGUUCAUUUAUAUAUUGGCUUUGCAAGAUAAAACAAUUAUUACUCUAGUUGCAAAAUAUAGUUAUGAUGUUCUGGUAUUUAUGUUGAUUAAAUAUUAUCAUAUCUUUUAAGGAUCUCCCCUUCAAAACAGGAAUAUGCAUGUUGCAUAGUUCUUACUAAGGAUUUUUUAAACAUUUUUUCCAAUGGCGUUUAUGACAACAAAAUUCUCAAAAUGUUCCGGAUGGCGACGUCGGAUUACCCACUAGCACAUAACGCGCGGUUGUGCUGACAUCUGCUACGAAUGCCUGACAUUGAACUCAGAAUAUGUAAAUCUGAGCUGGUAUCUUCAUUUUCAGAGUAGUAUUAUCUGCGAUAUUUUUCAUCAGCGAAAAAAACGCUGGGGGUAAAGCUCUGAUCAAACGUUGAUGAGAGUUGAGAAGCGAACGGUUUGUUCAGAGAGUUAUCUCAACUCUGGUAGCCCGGUCGAACGAGAACAAGAGUUGCAUGAGAGUUUAUGGGAGUUGACUGGAUAUUACCGCGCGAUUACAAAAACUUUAUCAACUCUCAUAAAAAAAUGUGAAGCAUCUCAAAGUCAAUGAGGGUCGAUCAGCCAACCAAACUCUACUUAUACAUGAGUUUUCAAACACUGGGACCAAGAGUGGCAUGAGAGUUAAUGAAAGUUGACUGGAUGUUCUGGUUAAACGAGCAAAAACUCACAUCAAAAACUUGAACCAGCUCAAAGUUCAUGAAAGUGGAUAGCCUUGAAGACUGUCGGCUGGAUCAUAGUAUAAGUAUAAAGUAGUUCUUAAAUGUAUGUUAUAAACUAGAAAAAUAUUGAAGUAUAUAUUUCAACAUUCUACCAUGCAUUCUAUUAUUCUAACAUUCAACAACUCUCAACAAAAUGUGCAUUGAACCGCAGUUCAAAGUUGCAUGAGAAUGCGCAUGAGAGUUGGUAUAAACAGCUGGCGGUAUGGGUGUGAAGGCAUGGCCUUGAAUGACCAUCAAGCAGGAAUUUUAUGUUUAUUUAUAGAGUGCGUGGUGAACUGUUGUUUCCUCCGGUUGCUUAUCAGCCGGCUUGGUGAAUAGUCAAGCUGAAAUCUGGCUAUAGUUAAUUUUGUAAUGAUAUAUAUGUGAAUAAGGACACCUAAUGUACCUGCGUCAUCGCCUAUCUUUGAGCGCUAUUUGCUUUAUAAUGUACUAUUUAUUUAAUGUUGCCAUUGUGUAUACAUAUAAAAAAUGGAAUCGGUCAUUAGACAGAUAGAUAAUGCUAUAAAAAACUCCAUUUUUUACGUUCCCAAAUAUUUUAAUUGUCUUUUUGUGGGAACAAAGAUUUAAGACGUCUCGUGCAUUAGAAGUUAUUUGCCCUUUGGCUGACAUUGUACUUACUGAGAGGGAUUUUCACAGCUGGGUUAAGUCUUAAGAGCUAUUUCGUAGCUCGCUCUCAAGCAAUAAUCUCGUUGGAAAAUAGGCACGUAUAGCCGAGGUGUGAUUGACUCAACAUGCUGUGACAAAGUUUUCUAGAACGUACACGUCAUAUUUGCAUGUAACAAGCUUGAUACAGGUUUGUCACAACUUGUCAACAAGCCGGGACUGAGAAGCAUUGACAACCAAGGCCAGGGUCAAACGUCGAACUUUUCAUGUGCCGAACCUAAUGUUAAUGAGCUAAGUUCUUUGUUUCAUUUCAUUUGCAUUAGGUUCGGCGCAUGAAAAGUACCUUAACUGAUGGCUGAUAACGAAACAAUAAUUUGCGACUGACAUCUUAAAAAAUAUUUUACUGACAGCUAACAAUUUGCUUGGAUUACGCCCGUAGGUUUUAAUUCUGCAAAGGCAGCCAAUCUUCGAAUAGAGCUAGGUUAUACGUAGUCUGCGAACCCAGAUGUCAUUUCCCACGCUUAUGCACUUGUCAAUGUUUAGCCCCGGGGGGGGGGGGGAUACCCGGGUGAUUUGACUUAGUUUGUCUUCCCGAGGGUGGGGAAAAAUAAGAAAUUUGACAUUUUCUCAAGGUCCCAGGGUGGGGGGAAUUUGACAUGGUCGCGCAAUAGUCUGGGCACGAGUUUUUCCUCAUCCUUGUCCCCAGGACUAAACUUGGUCGCCAUUUUGCAUAUGGGACUGUGGGACUUCAUUAAUAUUCCUUGCUGGAAAGAAAAGUUAUUUUCCGAGCAAAGAAUGAGCGUGGGAAAUGACGUCUGGGUUCGCAGACUAGGUUAUACGCUACGCAAUACCAGCUAUAUAAACUCCAGGCUUAAAAAGCUAGCAUCACAUUUGGAGUUGACCUGUAAUUCAUGAUUUCUUAAUUUAAACGAGGAUGAGAGAUCACGCAUUGUUACAGCGGACAUUUCAAGCUCUAGAUGAACAAAAUAAAUGUUUGAUGAAUGUUCCAACUAUGUUUUAACUUCAAUAGAAUACAUGAUAGUGUUGGGAAAGCAUUAAGAACAGCUAACCAAGAUCACGUGACUGUCAACUCUCUUGCACUCUCAUCCUCAUUUCAUCCUGGCUUAGGUUUGAACUUUCGAAGCGCACAUAUUGAAUUUCGAGUUUGCCCUUGAAUGUAGCGUCGCUUCAUUGCUCCCUGACUGUACGAGAGUCAGACAAUGCUUGGAUUCCAAAGAGGCACAUUAAGACCUUCGUAAAGGACCUAAAACUGUCGCAUUGCUUACAACCUGAGUUGUACUGUGUAAAUCAAGUACACAACUGGUCUACGACAACGUAGAAGUGUUGUGUGCUUGAUUUACACAGUACAAUUCAAGUUGUAAGCAAGUUACAUGCGACAGUAAAAGUGAGUGUGUAUCGGUGUUAACGUCGGUAUUCCUCUCUUUCAGGAUAAUCACUACAUGUCACACCACGCUGCUGGAUUUAUACCCAACAACCCAUCCAGGGUUGGGAACCUAAUGGCAAACUAUUACCAUGACGCGUACCAACGGAGGAAUAGCAUUGACUCAUCAGGUGUCAGACACGUGCCUAGAGAAGCGCAUCACGUGAUGAACCGUCGUGUUAUGAUGGAGAGGCCUAGGAACAAGUAUUACUCGGAUGAAGACCAAAGAGCUGAACGGGAAAAUAUAGAUUCUCGGAAAGGACGCUUAGGGUCGCAGGAGAAACAAAAGACUUCACGGGAUGUCUGGGAUAAUGGGGGGCAUACCCCCACUUCGCGUGACGUCAGCGCCAAUGACGUCGUAGCUGAUGACGUCAGCAAAUCCAAAGGAGGAAAGGACGGUCCACGUGAGAAACAGCGGUUGACUCAAGAUUUAGAGAGGCAGAGAAAGAAACUUAAAGAGGAUGUGAAACGCGGACAGGAAUUACAACGAGAACAUACUCAGUUGUUGACACGUGAUCAAAUGCAUGAUCAGUCACGUGAUGUCCCAACAGAUGAUCGAUCUGACGACGAUCGGAAAUACGACAGACGGUAUCAUAACGGGACUGCAGAAUAUUCGGAAAAUAUUCGGAACAGCUCGGAAAAACGAACCCACGAUGAAUAUAAGUCAGCGGAUGUUAGAGUAAACGGCGCAGGGACUGGUGACGAGGCAUUAAAAAGAAAACUAGAUCCAUGUGACUGUGAUGACUCGAGCCAAGGAUCUGGGGUUAAUAAGCAUAUGCAUAAAAUGUCUGAUAUACAAUGUGAACAUUCGAGCUCAAGGGAAAAUUACCACGAAGUCAAUGGACACGCAGAUGACGCGAACCACGAACACGUCAGCAACACGCGAGGAGUCCACGAGCACGCGCGAGAGAUCCACGAACACGCGAAUUCUGAGGGUGCGACGAGAGAACUAUAUAGCAGUGAAAAAAUUGAGGUUCUUGGGGAAAGCAGUGAUUUGAGUGGACAUGAUGAAGCUGGGGAUGAAAAAAGUAAAGCGAAAACAUACCAGAAAAGCGGCCAUAAGCAUCGGAAAUCGAGCGAGGGGAAGAAUGCUUAUGACGAGUCUCUGAGUGUUCGCAAAGAAAGACGGGCAAAGGAAGGAAGUAAGGAACGCUGUGGAUCAGUGAAGAUGGACAAAGGAUCUUUGAAGGACGGCUCAAGUGGUCUUAAACGUGGUUCUUGUAGUGAUGACUCGGUAGAUAAUGAACACGGGGGAAGUAAGAGGAAAGCUGUGAACCAAGAUGGCGGCAAGAGACAACACGGCGUGGAUUACGAAAGCGAUGCUACGCAAAACAGGGUACGAAGUGACUUUCCUCGACAUAACUGGCUGGUCGAGAGAUGGAUGAACCAGAAAAAUACACCUGGGAAUGAGAAAGCAGCGAGGGUUAGUGAGCAGGAAACGCGUAGAGCUAGUACUGAGAGCUUGAAGGAGACGCUCAAGGACCCCAAGGACUGUACGUCAAUAAACAAUACACUUGAUCAGAGCACAGCCAUGCAGACGUCGGUCAGUCCAGUGUUUGAACAGACUUACAAAGAUGAAGUUUUAGACGAAGGUUAUAAUACCAAACGAAUCUCGGAUGAUGAAAUUGCACAAGACAAUGAAAUCGUUAUUUCACAGCAUGAAAACGAAAUCCUUAAAGUUCCUUCACCGGUGAAGUAUGAAAACGAUCCGUUAGUGCAAAAUAAUCAUUCUCCCGAGAUUAAAUAUUCACCAACGAAACAGGAACGGAUUUCGCCACGAAGUUUGAAUAAUUGUUCACCCGAAAUUAAACAGUAUUCACCAACGAGAGCGUCGCUUGAUGUUGUACAAUCUUCACCAAAUCUCGUAGAGUCAUCGCCUAAUUUUGUGCAAACAUCGCCUAAACGAGUACAAAUAUCGCCUAAUCGUUUACAGACAUCACUGAACAGUGUUCCUCUUUCGCCAAAUAGAUUACAGGCAACGAGUUGUGGUGCAACGCCAUCUUAUCAAGUACAAACAGGUUCACCUAAUCGGGUGCAAGCGUCACCAAACCGGUUACCCUCGACUGUUCCACAAUCACCAAAUAGAUUAGCACCUACACCAAAUUGUAUUACAAGUUCUUCUAAUCGAAUAUCACCAAAUCGAGUAGCGGAAUCACAAAGAGUAGCAGCGUCACCUCAUCGGGUUUCAAACAACACAAGUAUACCACCACCCAACCAGGUACCACAUUCGCCCAAUGGUAGACUGUCAUCGUCAUUACCAGAUGGGGUAGCACCAUCACCAAAUCGAAUACCAGCAUCACCACACCGAGUACCAGCACCCUCACCCAACAAAGUACCACAGUCACCAAACAGAAUACCAGAUAGGGUAGCACCAUCUCCAAACCGUGUACCAGUUUCCCCCAAUGAGAAAAAUCCCAAGAGAUCAUCUUCUGUUGGUUCUGGACAUUCAAUCGAGAGCAGGCAAAUAUCACCGCGUUUUACCCAAGAUCUACGUGGCGUUCAGGGAGAAUUGAGGACUUCGCAGGAUAGAGCAGGAUCAAGGGAGGAUAGAAAUGGACAUAAUGAGCGUGUCCUCGCAGGGAGGUUAAGUUUGAGACAGGAGAGCUUGUCAGGUGGGGAGGAAGAUAAAAUUAUCGAAGUGACUUCGGACGGCGAGGAGAGUAAACGUGCAAGCAGCGAGGAUCAUAAGGAAGUUUCGAGAAUUCAAACUGGAAGAUCAGUGAACCCUGUCAGCCCUAUCAUACGGUCUGAUAAGCAUGCCAUGGACGAAAUGCAUCCUGGGAUACACGAGCCUCGUACCCAGGAUCUCAAACCACUACGCGUCCCAGCUGAGCUACCGCCGGGUCUACCUUUCAUGGGCCCAGCUUACGUUGCAGGAUACUCCCCGAAGACUUUCACACCUCAUUUAAUUACCCACAAUGCAGCAGGCAUGCGUCAUCCCGGACACCCUGCCCUGCAGGGCGGUUUGCCCGGUCGGCUAGAAGUAUGCCAGCAUUCAAAACCCGAUAUGAACUGUCCAUUCCAUGGGAAGAAAGUUGAAAAUAUGCACCCACAUGUAUCUGGUUAUCCAGUCCUAUCCACAGAUGCACACAUAUACCCCCAACAUGCCCUACACGACAAAUUACGCGAUAAACGUUCGGAUCAUCUCGACUUACACUCGGACCCUAUCGCCAUGCAACGUCGGCUGUCGGCAGUCUACGAUCGUCACUUGGUAAUGCCUCAUGGGAUACCAAUACAUCAUCCGCGCUAUUUGGCCCCAGGCCUCAUUGAUGAACACGGUUUUCCAAUAGACGAGCGAUAUAAACAUAGAAUCGAGGCUGCGCACCCGUAUGCCGGCAUGCACAAGCCACAAUCCCAUACACCAGGAGGCGUUACCGCGGAUACUUCGAAAUACGCCGGAUCGCCUUCGGAGGAAAAACGAUAUGCUUUAAAAUAUAUGGAGGAUAAAAGACAUACGUCAAAAGACGUCGGAAUGCAACCGGAAAAUUAUCGCCACCACCAACAGCCUCUUAUGACGUCACGUUUGGAUAGAAAUGAUGUCAAGAGAUUCAAUAUUUCUCCUCAAGACAUGAGGUCGUCACGAGCCGAGCAUGUUCCACGCACGCGACCAGAAUCCCCGGGAAAAUAUUCGCCAUCCGUCAGACACAUGAAAGAAGCACAUCCGGGAUAUAUUCAACUUGGCGAGGGAAAGAAAGAAAAGACUGGGCCUGAAUCUAGACCCAGUCCUUCGCCGAGCACUUUAGACCGCGAGUCUAUCAACAGAGAUUUUAAUGAAAGAUUUAAUAUGUUGGAUAAAACGUUUAAAGAAAAAUUGGAGGGUACAGACAGGAGCAAGGACGAAGUUAUAGCAGCCUAUGGCAGCGCACAGCGGAGGCUCGAAGCUGGGGCUCCACCGAGAGCCUGGAGCGAGAAUCAAGCCAGGGGGGUCGAUCCGCAAAAAUAUAGAAAUCCUGAAAAACAUUCGCCAAAUACCAAACAUUCUCCCCCGAACAUGGAUGAACAAAGAAAGCUUCAAGACCGCACUUCGCCACGAGGAUUGGUGACUAGUGUCCAUACCUCUACCCAGAAAGCAACACUGCCCAUGCCAUCAUAUUUCCAUGGAAACCUUUUACCUGGCGCCACACACGGCUACGGCCGAGGAAUGGUUGGGAUUCCAGUAAUGGCUAAUCCUGGUGACUUCGGAGUAUGGCAGAGUAUGAGGGGACCCGCUAGGAUACCUGGCUACCCUCCUAGCAGUAUUCAAACUCAGGUAAGCACUGACUGUAUACAUUACUGGAGUUACUCUGAGUGUAUAUCCACACCGGGCAAGCUUGAAAAAUAUGCCUGGCCAUAUGUGGCCACGAGAGAAACACGCUGAGCUAGACGCCACGCGAGGCAGUUACCUCAGUGUUUUUCUCCAGUGUGCGGCAGAUUUAAUUUUACAUUGUUUUCUCACUCCCGAUAUAAAUUGCAGGUUGAAUGCCACAUAAAGGUUAAGUACAAUUCAACGAAUAAUUUCCAAUUGUUUCAGGGUGUACCGGCAGAGAAAAACGAGCGCCUGAAACCCGAGUACGCGACAGCAAAACGGGAGCACCAAGAAACGGAACGAAGUUUGGCGAUUGAGAAACAUCGCAUGAACCUGGCGCAACUAGAAAACGAAAGACGUAAAGCAAUGAUGGCGGGAAAGAUCGAGCGAAUAGACGAGAGGCGAGCGGAGAGUGGCGAACACGAACGACCUAGCCCGAGGACGCGUGAAGAAGAAUUGCGGAGGAAGUGGGAAUUAGAAAACCGGAAGCGGAAGUUGGAGCAAUCGGAAGUACAACUUUCACCCCACGCCAGAGCACAAGAUAUGAACAAGAGAAUGAGUGAUAAAUCACAUCAUAUGCCAGACGAAUUAGCUUUAAGGAAAGAACAAUAUUUAGCUAUGUAUGCACGGCAACACGAAGGGUACGGAAUGACGGGGGUACCUUAUCCCGAUAGGGCUCGGAGUGCCGGGAACCCAGCUUUUUACAUGGCCAGAAUGGGUGGUCAGGCUGAAGCUAGUGUUACUGAAGCUUUGAGGAAACAACGGGAGUACAAUGAGAGACAAGAAGCCAUAAGGAAGAUGGUGAAUCACGAACGAGGCAUUGUUGAUAGUGGGGAGCCAGCGAAGAAGAGGAUUAAGAAUAAUCGUUGUAUGUGUGGUGUCUGUGGCAAGGAGGCCUCGUUCCUGUGUUCAGGUUGUCAGAAGGCCUGGUACUGCAGUGCUAAAUGUCAAGUGAGUUUAAUUAAUAUAUUAACACCCCACCAGGGCUCGAAUUUUAUCGCGGCAAUUGCCGUAGAGGGAGAACAAAAUGCCGUGGAUCAUUGCGGCAACGACGGCAAUUUGUUGCCGUACUGAGUGCAAUAUUUGUACUAUUCACUAACACUGUGCAUUACUAUUUUGACACUUGAAUUCAGAUGUUGAUUAAAUCAUGCGUAAAUCACUAUUUUAGUCUGUUUUCUUCGAAAAAAAACAACACUAAAGAAAUACGUAGAUAUGUUUCUAGCUUGUCAAAAAUCCAGAGUAAGAAUAAAAUUAAAGUUUUAUUACAGUAAUUUGAAAAAUGCCGUGGAAACUGCCAAAAUUGCCGUAGACAGCUGUUGCGUUCUACGGCAAUUUUUAACGCCAUUGCCGUCGAUUGAUUUCAGGGAAAUUCGAGUCCUGCACCCCACGUUGUAUUGACUUUAACUUGCACCGUUUUUAAAUGUCAAAUAUGGUACAUACGUUACAGACCUGCAAACAUGUUGUCACAAGGUUGUUGUGAAGCCGAUAUCAGGAUGUGUUCGCACUGCUUGUUCCCAGUUGUUGUGACAAAUCUGUAACAAGUUGUUAUCACCUUCUUACAAGGUUUAAUGACAGUAAUAGACUUGCUAGAAGUUGUUCCAACAAGACCAAUUACAAGCUGUUCGUAACAAAUUGCUACGACUUGUUGUCAUCAACUUGUUAACAAGUGUUGCAAGCAAACGAUAUCAGACUUGUUGGAACAACUUGUUGCAGUCUGUUGGCCUCAUCAACCUUGUUACAAGAUGAUAACAACUUGUUCCAGACUUCUGUCAACAAUUGGGAACAAGCAGUGCGAACAUAUCUUGUUGACAAGGUGUGAGAUUUUUAAACGUGUAGAGACACAGGGUGCGAUAAUUGACCACUUGCGUAAUAGACUAAAUUUUGAUCUCAACAAAAAUUUCAUCACAGCUUGAAAGAGCAUCACAAAAUUAGUAAUAUUCCAAAGUUUCGUUGCGAAAUGUUGUAAAAUGCGGAUAAUAUAGCCUUGCGAAGUUUGCAAUUUUCAGUCAUUUUAGAUUACAAACGGGAAAUUGACAGUCUCAAACCCUUCGAGGCUGUCAAUUUCCCGUUUGUAAUCUAAAAUGACUGAAAAUUGCAAACUUUGCAAGGCUAUUUUUUCCGCAUUUUACAACAUUUCGCAAGGAAACUUUGGAAUGUUACUAAUUUUGUAAUGCUCUUUCAAGCUGCGAGGAAAUUUUUGUCUAGACUUGUUUAGAUCAAAAUUUAGUCUAUUACGCAAAUGGUCAAUUCGCGUACUUACGUACCGGACGUGCGCCAAUAUUACGGUCUGGUACAUCUUUGUCUUCAGCCACGUACCACGCAGGUACGCGGAACUCUUGCUAUCUGCGUACUUAACCUUUUGGCACCAUAUGAUCGUUCCAAGUCCAAGGUAUUCAAUACCGGAAUUUAAUUGCUAUAUGUGUAAGUCUGACAUGUCUUGGCAUGAAACACGAUUGGACUGAUAGCACUAGGGGAUGUUGAGGUCGAUUGUAUAGUAUUUGAAUAUACUUUUCAGAAACUUGUUCUCUAUGUACUUUUUGUAUAAAGACUAAGUACACAUUGAGCAUUGAGUUUCUACAAGCGCAAGUACACGGCAACAACCAUUGGCGUACCAGUCAGGUACAACUAAAAAUAUUGAAUUGUCGCACCCUAGUAGAUAUGGUAUAGCAAAGCACGGUACAGGAAGAUAAUAACAGUACGGUAUAGUUUGACAAUAUUCGUGCAAGUAUUAAAUGACUGCUGUAGUUUUUCCUAUGGCAAAUGCUUCUGGCAAAAUUUUAACACAAUGUUUUUCUUACUUUAGCACACAGCCUGGGCUGAACAUUGUAAAGAGUGUACGGAAUCAAAACGCAGAUGAAACUUGAACGAAAUAAAUCAAUACACGACGUUCGUAGCUUGAUGCAGCGCGUUAGGCCAUCCUUCCUUACAACAUUACAUAAUUAUUAUAGAAAACAAGGCUAAAUACUUUUUCGCAAAUAAUAUGAUCGAGUGUGUGUAUAAAAUGUAGUGAAACAAAAUUUGAUAUUUAUAAUAAGAAAUCGAAAUUCAUUUUACAAAAUAGAUUGUAAAGAUAAGCGACAAUUAAUUUAUUUAUUUCACUACGGACUGUUUUAAUUUAUUGAAUUAGAAUUAGAGUAUUUUUGUGAUAUGCCCAUUGUAUAAUUUAAAUAAAUGUCCGUGUUCUUAUGAAGGACAUGUGUCGGCUAAUUUAUUAUUGAUAAAUCUCAAAUUCAUUAAGAGGCAAUUUUUUUCGAUGUCACGUAUUUACAAUGAAAAGUGUUCAAAACCUAAAAUUGGCGUUCCUCUCAAAAUUACUUUGUUUUAGCUUUAUUCUCUAGUUUAUAGAGUUAGCUACCUUUUUCAAUGCAUCUGCCGAUUGAGAAACAUAAAAUAAUAGUUAAAAAUUGUCAAUUAAAAUACAAUUAUCAAUGAUGCUUUACAAUUGACGCCAUGUUUACAGCCAUAUAAGCAAAACUUACUGAACUUCAGACAUCAUUUUCUCUUUGGCGUAUCAUCUAAAAUCUCUUCAUUUUAGCAUUAUUUUACAGAUAAAGCACUAAACAUACUUUUUAAGUUCGUUUGCCGAUUGAGAAACUUAUCGAAAAAUAAAAAUUUUGAAUUUAGUCAUAACCACAAGUGGUAUAUUAUACGCAUUAGUUUUGAGCGCGUGUUACGUAACAUACAAAAACAUCUUCUCUUAAUAAUUCAUGAGUAAUUUAGCCAACCAUAUUGCUUUAUUUUUCUCACAUGAUAAUACUGGAUACCUGGUGAUGUAUAUUGAUCCAGUCCUAGGACUGGAUCGAAAUUAAUUCAGUUCUUGGACUGGAUCAAAAGAAAUUAAAUAGUGAUUUAUUCGUAUGAGAUAUCAUUUCAAAUCCUCCAAUGGACCUUUAACCUUAUAACUAAAAUUUUGAUCUAGACAAAAAUUUCAUCACAGCUUGAAAGAGCAUCACAAAAUUAGUAAUAUUCCAAAGUUUCGUUACGAAAUGUUGUAAAAUGCGGAUAAUAUAGCCCUGCGAAGUUUGCAAUUUUCAGUCAUUUUAGAUUACAAACGGGAAAUUGAUACCCAAAUCGGGUGUUUGGGUAUCAAUUUCCCGUUUGUAAUCUAAAAUGACUGAAAAUUGCAAACUUCGCAAGGCUAUAUUAUCCGCAUUUUACAACAUUUCGCAACGAAACUUCGGAAUAUUACUAAUUUUGUGAUGCUCUUUCAAGCUGUGAUGAAAUUUUUGUCUAGACUUGUCUAGAUCAAAAUUUUAGUUAUAAGGUUAAAG
This is a messenger RNA of Paramuricea clavata, 33807 nucleotides long. Lineage: Eukaryota; Metazoa; Cnidaria; Anthozoa; Malacalcyonacea; Plexauridae. The record is from the annotation of a GenBank genome assembly.